Messenger RNA from Lagopus leucura (white-tailed ptarmigan), 5352 nucleotides. Its product is annotated as sodium channel protein type 1 subunit alpha-like. The transcript has 26 exons. Gene Ontology annotation, biological process: neuronal action potential; sodium ion transmembrane transport; membrane depolarization during action potential. Gene Ontology annotation, molecular function: voltage-gated sodium channel activity. Gene Ontology annotation, cellular component: plasma membrane; voltage-gated sodium channel complex; axon. Lineage: Eukaryota; Metazoa; Chordata; Aves; Galliformes; Phasianidae. The record is from RefSeq and is a predicted model, not a curated record. Bases 28 to 5352 code for a protein of 1774 amino acids.
CUAGCACUGAAAACAAACAGAAAGAAAAUGGAUCCCUUGUUUUGGCCACUGGAAACUAUCAGCUUUCAACGGUUCACUCCUGAGUCCUUGGCAGCAAUUGAGAAAAAAAUUGCUGAGAAAAAAGAGAAGCAAGCCAAACUUAAGCAGGAAACUACUGACCAAGAAGUUGAAGAGGAUAAAGUGACUCCUCAGCUUGAUCUGAAAACCUGUAAAAAACUGCCGUCUCUCUAUGGUGACGUUCCUGUGGAGCUUAUUGGGGAACCCCUGGAAGAUUUGGAUCCAUACUACAGUGAUCACAGGACUUUCAUGGUGAUCAAUAAAAGACGGACUAUUUUCCGGUUUACUGCCACGCCUGCCUUGUGUAUACUUGGUCCUUUUAAUCCAAUCAGAAAAGCAGCAAUUAAAAUUCUGAUCCAUUCAUUAUUUGUUGGCUUCAUUACACUGACUGUGAUACUCAACUGUGCCUCCAUGGCUAUAGAUACGCUUGCAUCAGAGUUCAAUGGAAGUGAACACCUCUUCACUGCCAUAUACACUGGUGAAAUACUGAUAAAAGUAUUAGCAAGGGGAUUGGUUUGGAAUGAAUUUACCUUUCUUCGAGAUCCAUGGAACGUUCUGGAUUUUGCUGUUCUUGUGGUGACGUAUAUUAGUAUCUGUACAACAUCAGGCAAUAUUUCAGCUCUUCGGACAUUCAGAGUACUGAGGACUUUGAAGGCUAUUUCAGUAAUACCAGGUCUGAAAGUCAUCGUGAAUUCACUUAUCGAAUCUGUUAAGAAACUUACUGAUGUGUUGAUCUUGACUGUCUUUUGCUUGAGCAUAUUUGCUCUAAUAGGCCUGCAGCUUUUUAUGGGCAAUUUAAAAAACAAAUGUGUCCUCACAAAUACUACAUACAAUGACACAUUUUGUAAGGAUGCCAAGAUAUAUAACGCAAGUGAAACAGGUAAAUUUUAUUAUUAUAUCUGUGCCAGAAUGAAGGGAUCUUCUGACAUCCUGCUCUGUGGUUACAAUGGAAAUUCUUCAGAUGAGUGCCCUGAAAACUACACAUGUUUGAAACGUGGGAACAAUCCUGACUUUGGCUACACAAGUUUUGAUCAUUUUGGCUGGGCCUUCCUUUCUUUAUUCCGUCUGAUGACACAGGAUUCCUGGGAGCGUCUGUACAGACAAACUAUCCGUUCAUCUGGGAAGAGCUACAUUUUAUUUUUUAUAGCUGUCAUCUUUUUAUGCUCAUUUUAUCUCUUCAAUCUGAUAUUGGCUGUAGUAACUAUGGCAUAUGAAGAGCAGAACAAAGCUACUCUUGCUGAAACACAGGCAAAGGAAGAAUUACUUCAGGAUGCUAAAAAAAUUCUUGAGAAAGAACAGAUGUUGUCUGCUGGAGAGAGUAAUAAAGCCUCCCAUGUUGAAUCUGAAAUGUCAGUUGCUGACUUAGAAAAAUCACAAGAAAAAGAGAUGAGGGGAGAAAAGCCUGUUUCAAGGCAAAGUUUAAUUGUAGGUGAUCAAAGUAACGAGGAAAGUAUGCUUCGUUCACAGCCUGAUCAUUGCCACAAGAAGCUGAGGCAGAUCCUAUUGUCUUAUGAGUUGUCAAUGGACUCUAUUAACGAUCCCUAUCAGAGACAGAGGUUAAUGAGUGCAGCCACUAUUAUUACAGAUAACAUGAAGCAGCAAAAUGCGAAGGCGAGAUUCGCUUCAGUUUGGAAACGUCUUGUUCAGAAGUAUCUGAUUUGGAACAGUUGCCCAUUCUGGAGAGCAGUCAAAGGGAAGGUGCAAUUGAUAGCUUUGGAUCCACUUGUCGAUCUCAUAAUCAUGAUUUGCAUUAUAGUGAAUACUUUUUUCAUGGCUCUGGAGCACCCUGGCAUGUCUGUUUCUGAAAAAAGAUUGAUUUGCAUAAGUGACAAGGUUUUCACCGUGAUUUUUGCAGCAGAAAUGGUCUUGAAAAUCAUCGCCCUAGAUCCAUACUACUACUUUCAGCAAAAAUGGAAUAUUUUUGAUAGUAUAGUUGUGAUGAUUGGCCUAAUAAGCUUUCAUGAAAAUAUGACAUUUUUCAGGCUGCUCAGGAUCUUCAAAUUGGCAAAGAUGUGGCCAGCCUUAAAUACUCUUAUGAAAAUAAUUCUAAACUCAGUUGGUGCACUGGGUAACCUCACUCUGGUUUUGAUUAUCACUGUAUUUAUUUUUGCUGUAGUAGGAAAGCAGGUUUUGGGCAAAUGUUACAGUGCUAACUUCUACAAAAUAAGUACAACCAGGAACUUACGCUGGCAUAUGAAGGAUUUUUGUCAUUCAUUCCUGGUCAUAUUCCGAAUAUUAUGUGGAGAAUGGAUUGAAACCAUGUGGGAAUGUAUGGAAGUGGCUGGACAAGGGCUGUGUCUUCCCAUUUUCUUGCUAGUCCUGGUGAUAGGAAACUUAGUGGUGCUCAACCUAUUCAUUGCCCUGCUGCUGAGUUCUUUCAAUACUGACUCCUCACCGGGACAAGAGGAAGCUGAAAAACAGAGUAAAUGUGAGAUUGCCAUUGCACGGAUUUGUAAGGGCCUGCAGUCUGUGAAACUGAGAAUUUUGGAUAAAUGUGGCAAAACCAUGGAACAAAGCAAAAAAACAACAGCCAAAAAGAAGACUUUGGGAGAAAGUUCCUUCAAAGACUUAGAGAAAAAUAACUAUGCUAUGACAGAUGUUGGAAAGGAUGCGGACAACAGUUGUUUUGACAUUGGAUGUUAUAAUAAUGAAGAGAGUUCCUCAGCAGAACGGAAAUACGAAGGCUCUUUAAACUACCAUAGUGGCCACAUUCCCCUUGCAGUAGUAGAGACUUAUACUGAUGAAGGUGAUGAUGAGCAGAGUGUAUACACAGAAGGAGAAUACAGAAAAUGGGGAUUUGAUGUUGGUAGCUAUUCUGAAGCCAGCACCGUGGACCCAGUCACUCUUAUAGACCUGUAUCCCCAGCCUAAAAAAACACAUUUACCUAAGGACUGUUGCACAGAAAGUUGUGUCAAACAUUUUCCUUGCUGCAGCAUAGAUAUCACUAAGUUUCCAGGCAGCACUUGGUGGAAAUUUAGAAAAACCUGCUACAAAAUUGUCAAACAUAGCUGGUUUGAAAAUUUUAUCAUUUUUAUAAUAGUACUGAGCAGUGCAGCAUUGGCAUUUGAAGAUAUUUACCUUGACGAAAGAAAAACAGUUAAGCAGCUCCUUGAGUAUGCUGAUAUGGUAUUCACUUACAUCUUUAUUAUGGAGAUGCUUCUGAAAUGGGUAGCUUAUGGUUUGCACAGUUAUUUCACAAAUAUGUGGUGUUGGCUCGACUUCAUCAUUGUGUGUGUAAGUAUUAUAGAAAAAAGUAGAAGUGCCCUGAAGUCUCUCAGGACGCUGCGAGCACUGCGGCCUCUACGAGCUUUGUCAAGAUUUGAAGGGAUAAAGGUUGUUGUGAACGCCCUUUUGGGAGCUAUCCCCUCGAUCCUGAACGUUUUACUCGUCUGUGUUGUCUUCUGGCUCCUGUUUAACAUUGUAGGAGUAAAACUACUUGGAAAAAAAUUUUGGAAAUGCGUGCCUGAGGCAGGAGAUAACAGAGAAGUUCACAACAAAAGUGACUGUAAUAAUUAUGGAGGGAAAUGGACAAAUAGCGAUGUAAACUUUGAUCAUGUUGGGAUGGGAUACUUGGCUCUUCUCCAAGUGGCAACUUUUAAAGGCUGGAUGGACAUUAUGUAUGCAGCAGUGGAUGCACGUGAGGUUGAUCAACAGCCAGAAUUUGAGGCAUUCUUUCCUAUGUAUUUUUACUUUGUGAUUUUCAUUAUUUUUGGAUCUUUCUUCAUGCUGAAUCUCUUCAUUGGAGUGGUAAUCAGCAACUUUAACCAACAAAGGAAAAAGAUAAGUGGAAAAGAUCUCUUUUUGACUGAGGAACAGAAAAAGUACUAUAAUGCCCUAAAAAAACUCGGAUCCAAGAAACCUCAAAAACCCAUCCCAAGACCAUUGAAUGCAUUUCAAGGAUUUUUCUUUGAUAUAGUGUCACACAAAGCAUUUGACAUUAGUGUGGUGACUCUCAUCUGCCUAAAUAUGGUUGUGAUGAUGGCAGAAAGUGACAAGGAAGAUGUCAGGGAUGUUCUUAAAAGGAUCAACUACUUCUUUGUGGCAGUAUUUACUGGGGAAUGCGUCAUAAAAAUAAUAGCCUUGAGACAUUACUUCUUCACCAUUGGCUGGAACAUAUUUGAUUUAGUUGUUGUGGUCCUUUCACUAGUUAGUAUUGCACUUGCUGAAGCCUUUUCAAAGUUCUUCUCUCCUACGCUUCUGAGAAUUAUUCGUUUGGCACGAAUUGGCCGCAUCCUGAGGUUGGUCAAAAGAGCCAAAGGAAUUCGAACUCUUCUUUUUGCCUUAUUGAUGUCUCUUCCGUCUCUGUUCAACAUUGGCCUCUUGCUAUUUCUGGUUAUGUUCAUUUAUGCUAUUGUGGGCAUGACAAAUUUUGCCUGUCUUGCCUGGGAAGGUGGGAUCAAUAACCUUUUCAACUUUCAAACUUUUGAUAGUAGCAUGCUCUGUCUCUUCCAAAUUACAACGUCAGCUGGCUGGGAUGGCCUCUUGAGUCCAGUGUUAAAAGAUUCCAAAAACUGCGCUCCCAACGUAGCAAAUAAGAACAGCACUACUUGCAAAAAUGAAGUGGUUGGUAUUACAUUUUUCGUAAGCUAUGUCAUCAUAUCCUUCCUUAUUGUUGUAAAUAUGUACAUAGCUGUCAUCUUAGAGAAUUUCAGUGUUGCCACUGAAGAAAGUGCAGAUCCUCUUUCUGAGGAUGACUUUGAUAUGUUUUAUGAAACCUGGGGAAAUUUCGAUCCUCAGGCAACGCAGUUUAUUGAAUAUUCUGCACUUUCAGACUUUGCAGACGCUCUGGCAGAACCCUUACGCAUUCCAAAGCCAAAUACAAUUCAGCUCAUAUCCAUGGACCUCCCAAUGGUGAGUGGAGAUAAGAUUCACUGCUUGGAUAUCUUGCUUGCCUUCACUAAACGGGUUUUGGGAGAAACUGGAAAUUUUGAAGGUCUUGAAUUACACAUGGAAGAAAAAUUUAUGGCUGCCAAUCCAUCUAAGGUUCCCUACAAGCCAAUUACUACUACACUUAAAAGAAAGCAAGAGGAGGUGUCAGCGCUUGUUAUUCAGAGGGCCUUCAGGAGGCAUUUGCUGCAGCGUUCUCUGAAACAUAAGCCUUUCUUAAACUGUCGCAGACGUUACAACAGUGCGGUGUACGCCAAAGAGGUGCAUGAGAAAGAUGGUCUCAUUGCAUCAAUGCUGAGUGAAAAUUAUGGGAGGAAGCUAGAUAAAUCUCAGACUACAUCUUCCAUCUCCCUCCCGUUAUUUUAUGAUGGUAUUGCUGGAACAGAUGCUAAUAAGGUGGGCACAUAG